GAAUUCAAAAAACUGACUGACUAGGGUACAGAUUGUAAUACAUGUAUGUUGGGAGAGUUGCUUAUAAUUUGAUUUUAUUGUCACGGUUGAUGCCUUGUUGUAUAAAGAGUUACACAGAUAUCAGGGUAAGUUCGUUUAUAAAAGGUCUCAAGCCAGGCAAGGGCAUUGUUAUGGCUUGUGCCGCUGACAGACGUAUAAAGAAGGAAGCAGCGUGUGACAAACAAGCCCAUAAUGGAAAUUAUGACAGAAAUAUGAUCGCUAUGUAUGUGAUAAAUGGCGCCGUGGAGAAGUAAAAUACGCGCGCCGCUCCCAUGACUGUGUGGGCCUUGGACUUGUAGUCCUGACUGACUGCGCCUGUCCAAGGUGAUCCCGGCACUUCCUGCUCCGCCCAGCAGCCUCUCAGCGCCCUGCCCCACACUCUGCCAAACUGAAAACAAAACUUUUUUUUCUGGGAGCACUUUCGCUUCAGGUCUGUUGUGUCAUUGCGGCUGCUUUGUUUGCCUUUCAAUGGCCGCCCGCAGCCAGUAGCGCAGGUGAGAGACAAGCACGGGAGAGCCUUGCUGACUGCUGAACACUAGCAGAGGGGCCUGUCUGUCACUUCCAUCUGACGCUGCUGCACGUGGAGACCCUCUCUGUUCCGUCUCAUGCCCUCCAUAUCCACCACACUCCAUGUUAUACAGCCCCGCUCCAACUACCGCACAGUCCCUCUGCCAUGCGGGCUAGAUAAGGGCCAGCCUGCUAGUGUGUGCUUUAGCGACACUCUUUGCUUUACGGGAGGUGGGCAGCCAUGGAUGGGCAGGGAGAAAAGGGCACCGUUGCCUGCAGUAAGGAUGAAGCUGCCAUGGACUCCUAUCUGAGAUCCGAGGGGCUGUACAGGAAGAAGAUAGCGAAGGAUGGCUCGUGUCUAUUCAGGGCUGUGGCCGAGCAGGUUAUGCACUCGCAGUCAGAACAUCUGAAGAUAAGAAAGUCCUGUAUAAAUUAUUUGCGUGAAAAUCGCGGACAGUAUGAAGCGUUUAUUGAGGGAUCCUUUGAAGACUAUCUAAAAAGUCUAGAAAAUCCACAGGAGUGGGUUGGCCAAGUGGAAAUAAGUGCCCUUUCUCUUAUGUUCAAGAAAGAUUUUAUUAUUUAUCAAGAGCCUAAUAUUCCCCCUGCUUGUGUCACUGAGAAUGGCUUUUCAGAAAAGAUAAUGCUGUGCUUUUCUAAUGGGAAUCAUUAUGAUAUAAUUUACCCUAUUGGUUUUGCUGAGAGUGCCGCUAUGUGCCAAUCUAUUAUUUAUGAGCUGCUGUAUGAAAAAGUAAUGAAAAUAAAUGUGGGCAAAUAUGUAGUAGAUGAGGACACUUUUAGCCCCACGACUACAGAAGAGAUAUAUUGCAGUGAUGGGUCAGAAUCUGAAGCAGAAGACAUUUCCAAGAACAUAAAAACGAAUUUUGCGGAUAUGAAUGGUUUUAACUCUAACAAAGAUGAUAAGUGUCCACAAAAGAAAACUAUAGAACCAACUAUCCUGCCAAGUGUUCUUCGGUCUCUUCACACAUCACAUUACAGAAAUGUAGAGCAUGAGGUGUGGCUGAAGACUCAAAGAGAUCAGCAAAAAUUGGAUUUCUCUAUUGCUGCUGGCAUGCAGUAUUCUGUUGGAGACAAAUGCCAGGUUCGCGUGGAGCCAGGUGGGAAGUUUUAUAAUGCCCACAUACAAGAAGUUGGUGCAGAGAAUGGACCAGUUAUUGUUUUUGUUGAAGAGCUUGGAGAUAAACAUGCCGUUCAACUGAAAAACCUUAAGCCCAUCCCUCAGACAAUCGUUAGUACAGAUGGCUGGAACACAGUAGCAGGGAAAAAGCAAAAAAAGGCUCUUCCGAGUGGGACAAAUACACAGCCUGAAAAGGAUUGCAGGGGACAAAAGGGAUUUGGCAAACCAGUAAAGCAGCAGGCUACCCAACCUCUUCGUCUACAGCAGGCUGCUGCAAACAAGCAACAUGGGCUUGCUUCUCAGUUGUCUGAUCAAGCACCACAAUCUGAGAACAAGGGAAGAAGCAGAACUCCCCCAAAAGUGCCUGGAAGGAAAGUGGACCGGGAGCGAAGUGAGGAAUCAAAUUACUUUAAGAGAGAGAAUGUCACUUUUGGAUUUACUAUAGAAGAGCGCAAGGAGAAAGAGGCCAUUGAGGAAUCCAAGUCUUUGUAUGAAAUGCAGAGCAUGGACAAGGAUGCAUUCCCUGCCCUCUCUUCUUUGCCUAAAGGUGAACGAACUGUUCAGAACACUGAGGUCUUCCCUGUGAAAAGGACAAAUUUGAUCACCGAGAACCCCAAGAAAAAGUCUGACGGAGAAGAUCUGAAAGACAAAGGUUUCAUUUCUAAUGCAUCUACAGCUCAAGCAACAAAAAUCGGAGAUCAGAAAAGUUCUGAGGAAGCAGUUAAGCAGUUUACUCCUUCAGAUGCAGAUGAUUUGUCCAGUGCCCCUGUUCUUCCAACCUCUGCUGAGCCCCAGGCUUCACCCACAGUGCCUUCUACUCCCCCGGUUAUAACAUCCUGGCCAGCAGAAAUACCUUCUAUGCCUGCAACGGGGACUGAUUCAAGCUUGCUCCAACCUCAGGUGACAUCAUCUCCGUACCCACCACUUCCAGUCUCAAUGCCAGCAGUUAACCAGCCCUUACUGCCUUUACCUCAGGCACUGGGUGCUCUGCAGGACCCUCUCUAUCCUGGAUUCCCCUUGAAUGAUAAGGGGGAGCGAGCCACUGUACCAUCUUAUUCAUUUUGUAAGAACGGAGAAGAUCUUCCUGAUGAUAAAAGCAUCCUACGCUUCUUCUUCAAUCUUGGUCUAAAGGCAUACACAAAUCCUAUGUGGCCACCACAUUCUCACCUCUACCCUCUUCAUCAAGCCUAUGUAACUAUGUGCAGGAUCUAUCCUGCAUAUCCACAAGGAUCUGUAUAUCCACAAGGCUCUUGGGUUGAGGAAACGUCCGCAAACCAAAGUGAAGUAGACCCUUCAAUCCUUGCCCAUCCCAAUGAAGUUAGAAUGGAAAGUCAUUGUUCACAGCCUGCAACUGUAUCAUCUCCACCAGUGGUUGCUUCACCUGUCCUGGUCCCUGGCAUUGUUGGUCAAAUACCAAACCCAAGUGAAUCUGGGGUAAUAAACCAAGCUUUGCACACAAAUGUGACUUUUGAAGAACCAGCAACAAGCAAGACCAUAUUUCCACAACCUCAAUUUGGGCAAAGUUCAUACAUGGGAGCUGUCCCCAUUGCCUCUUCUUAUUUCCCUCACUAUUGGUAUGGAUACCCAUACCAAGGGUAUAUUGAAAGUCCUGUGAUAAGACAAAACGUCUAUAUACCCCCUCAGGAUAGAGAUCUGUCCGAAAGCCUUUCUUCAGAGGCUGUAGUUAAAAACAAUUCAGCAAAUCAAAUCGCAAUAAGGCAAUCUGUAGAUUUACAAGAACAAUGCAAACCUGACCUGCCUCUUGCUUCUUCUGCUGGUGGCAUAGGUACCGAGCUUAUUUCUAAUGCCUCCACUGUCCAGUCAGAGCAAAAGAUGAAUGUGAACAUUACACAAGUGCUCACUGGUAACAAGAGCCUUCCAUCUAAGAUAAAGGAUAACCAGGUGCCCCCCUUGGCCUUUACACAGGUAGAAACCAGGGAACCUGCUUCUGUAGCAUCAGAAGACAAAGAGCUAUCAGAAAAAGAAGUUAAUGCAGGGGCAUUAGGAAGUACACAGAUAAAAGUUUCUGAAGAGAAAGCACUUAGUUCGGAGGAUGAGAGAGAAGUGUCUAGCAUGCUGAGAAGUGGCAGAUCAAAGAAUUUUUAUAGUCAGUCUUACAAUACUAGGCGGCCUAGAAGUGAAAAGUAUUAUCAGCCCAACCGAGGUGGUUACCAACAUGGCAGAGGUGAAGAGAGCUGGAGAGGACAGAGAGGUAGAGAUGAUGGCUUUCAACAAUAUCGAGGUUACAGGGGAAGGCCUUAUAGGAGACGGCCUAUGGGGAACAGUUACAGAGCACAGCAAGAAUAGCAAGUGUUGGUGGAUUUUUUUCUCUCAUUUAUGUUUAAAAGAAAUUUAAAAAGUGAUAUGCUCUUUUUAUCGUGUUCAGGGAAAGGUUUAAGGAUUGGGGACAGUGUAGAACCCCAGUUUAUUUUUGGACAUUUUGUCUAGUUUGUAUUGUUCUCCCCCCCCCACACACAAGUAAUGCUAUUACAGUUAAUAGACUGUGAUCUUGGGGAAUGUUUCAAUUAAAAAUAUGGCUUCCUUUCUUUAAACAGGAGUUGAGAUACCGUAUGUAGUCCAUGUUGGAAGUGUAGGGUGGCACAAUACAUUUACUGCUGCAGAGAAGGCUGUCUGGCUGCUACUCUGUUUUGACACUGAUGUUAUUGCAGUGGAAACUCGACUAGCACACUAAAAAUGUGUUCAUUUGAGUAUAUAAAUGCCUUAGAGUUAUAUUGGGGUUGAUUUAUACAGGACCAUGUAACUCUGGAUUGUGCUUCCAUUCCAAAGGCCUUUUACCUUGGGAUCUUCAGACUCUGGUAACACAGAAAUUAAAAAAUGGACAUCAUUUCUUAUUGUGAUCUGCUGUAAAUUGCCAGUUGUUUCACCCUAAUUACAUAUUAUCUUAAUGUCUUUCUCAAUCAAUAUUCUCUACAAUUAUUAACUCGACUAUAUCCAACCUACUACCUGUCACUGGAUGUUGAACGUUCUUCAUUCCCAAUCAGCAACCGGCUCCUUCCUGGCUGGGCAUGCUUGAAGUUGCAGUACCGGGACAGAUUGAAUGACCACAGGUUGGGAACCCUUGAGAUUACCAGUUGUGAAAUUGGGCUAUUAGAAUUGGUAGUUCCAGUUGUGUUGCAAGUAUUUUAUGCAAGCACCUUGAAAAGCGCUUUCCUUGAAAGGGCAACUUUAGACUGAAAGCGAUAGCUGCUAGCAAUAACUAAGAGUGAGGAUUGAGUGACCAUUCUUGUUCCUGUGCAACACAAGAGUUGAUAUGAAUGAUGCUACAUUUUGCACUAACAUACCUUACAGACUGUAAGCACACCACAUAUGUCUUUUUAUUAACACCCGUGCUGUAAAAAACACGUCCUAUUUUGCUUUUCAAGUUAUAGAACAGGGGUAGAAAACAUUGGUCCCACAACCACCCCCUUUUUUUGUAAGAAACUUUAUGUAAGGUCCAAUGUUGAACAUCUCUGUUACAAACCUUUUAAGCUGCAUAGAAUUUAACAUAAUGGUUUUUUUUUUGUUGGGGAUUUAUUUAAUUGUCUGAACUUUUAGUUAAUCUUGUUUUUUUUUGCCUUGUGUUGGACUCUUGAAUGUUCUCAUUAUCACUGCAAAAUGUAUGAAGCACUUGAUACUUGAUGGACAUUUUGUCCAACAGAUGUUUUUCAGAAGUGAAUGUGUUGUAAUUUUAAAUAAUUUCUCUGAGUGCAGUGUAUAUAGGGGAAUCCCUGUGCACCUUUAUGUUUACAGAUACUUUCGUUUGUUUUUAUCUCAUUAAUGCAUACAGAUUAAAAAAUAGACAUCCA
Molecule: messenger RNA, 5487 nt
Organism: Xenopus laevis (African clawed frog)
Lineage: Eukaryota; Metazoa; Chordata; Amphibia; Anura; Pipidae
Gene: otud4.S
Product: OTU deubiquitinase 4 S homeolog
Exons: 20
Coding region: 788-3988 (1066 amino acids)
Biological process (GO): regulation of protein K48-linked deubiquitination; protein deubiquitination; negative regulation of interleukin-1-mediated signaling pathway
Cellular component (GO): cytoplasm; nucleus
Molecular function (GO): cysteine-type deubiquitinase activity; K63-linked deubiquitinase activity
Source: RefSeq, a predicted model, not a curated record